AUGAUUAUAAAAGAAGCCCCUACAGAUUCUCAAAUCAUUGCUCAUCUACAAAGAGCAGGAAUCAAUGUGCGAAAAACUAUCGCCACAACAGAUAUUCCUCUAACUCAAUCGGCUGUAGGUCCAAGCACAAAACCCCUUGUUGCAGCUGGCGAUUCGUUCUAUAUGAUACAAGGCACCAAGGGAAUGUAUAUUGGGACAACUACGGGAAGGAUAUUUGCGCUUAAAUCUCAUAAAGUUGAUGAAGGGAAAUCCCCCUCCCUUGUGAGAACACCUGGAGGACAGGUGAUAACAUCUAAAGAGCAUGAAUCUCAACUGAUCAAGGCCGCAUUCAACUCUUUGCUUCGUCGAAACACUGACACAAAUCAACCAAUCAGAUAUCCCUAUUUGCCUCAACAACCAAUCAGACCGCCGUAUCCUCAAAUAGGAGAUUACCAGUCGUUUCCGCAACCAAGUAACUUACUGAGCAUGAUUGCUGGACAAUCAGAUGACUCGGCAUCUUUGAGAAACCCGCAGAAUAUGACUACGCCAAUUUUACCAAAUUUAACACAGAUGCAACAAAAUUCUUCAAUCGGACAAAAUCUUCAACUGACUCCGCAAAAUUCACUAACGAAUCUGCAAAAUUUAGACAUGACUCAGAAGAAUUCAAUGAUGAAUCCGAAAAAUUAUUCAACUAUUAGUCGACAGUCGUCUAUAGACCAACAAGCGUCCAAUCAGAAUCCGCUAAUCUCAUCUAUCCUUACUCAGCAAAAUUUAAUGAUGAAUCAGCUUGUUCCAGGAGCGAAUCAGCUAAAUGCAGCCAUGAGUCAGCGAAAUUUAAAUAUGAUGCAGCAAAAUACUUUUCCGAGUCAGCAGAAUUCCGCGGUCAAUUCGUCAUUAUCCAACUUACUAAACUCUGAAAAUUCUAUGAAUGGUCAGCAAGGUGUUUCAACUCCUCUACAAGAUGGCAGCAACAUGGGUGCAAUGAACCAUGAGAGUGUUGCUAUGGAUACAGAUUCUAAUUCUAGUUUUCCAACGGUCACACAGCAAAACUCUGCAAUUGAGAUUUCCUCCUUAGCAGAUUCAAACACGACACAUCAAUUCAAUUCGUAUGGAAUGAUGAGUCAUCAAACUGUACCAGGGUUGCCAGAUUCUGUGAAUUCGCAAAACAUGCUGCUUCAAAAUAUGAGUCAGCAAAUUGCGAACAUGACACAUGAAAACAAUUACAUGAGUCAGCAAAAUUAUCCAAGUAUGAGUCAGCAAAAUUUAAAUUUGCCAAACUACGUAACAGAGUCAACGAUUCAACAAAAUAGUACGUUACCCCCUACAUUUUUAAACUUAAUAAGUCAGCUGAAUGGAGCAAAAAGUGAUCAAAUGCAAAAUAUUCACAAGCUAGAUUCCGCUCUUUCUAACCAACAAACAGACUCAACUACUGGAACUGCCAAUCAAACUGAAACGAACGAUGCCUAUUCGUCAAUACAAGCUAUGCCCACCGAGUAGAAAUCCUGGUAUUCUCGUAGUAUGUGUACCAGUUAAUGUUAGGCCAUAAUUUCAUUCGGAUUUCCUUUAUUACGAGUUCGGGGACUGUAAAGGGGACUGCCAAGUGGAUAUAACCCCUGCCAUAGACUUCCGUCCCUUUACACAACUCCAUGUAAAAUAGGAAAAAAAAUUCUCCAUAUUGGUACACACACAUAUGGAGAGCCAAAAACCCCGCCAGGGAUGGCCAAUACCGAAUAGUUCACUAUUUCGAAU
This is a messenger RNA of Styela clava, 1728 nucleotides long. The record is from RefSeq and is a predicted model, not a curated record. Lineage: Eukaryota; Metazoa; Chordata; Ascidiacea; Stolidobranchia; Styelidae.